AUGCAGCGUGCGCAGCACAUCGGCAAGGUUGUGCUGACACAGCCGUCGCGCAUGGGCUGCCGCGCAGAUGGCACAUACCUUCUGAGUGGAGGCCUUGGCGCCCUGGGCUUAGUCACGGCAGAGAUGAUGGCGGAAGAGGGUGCCAAGUCAAUGGUGCUGCUCUCACGCCGGGGAGUCGUUAACCACGACUUGAGCGAGGCGUGGAAGAGGCUAGAGAGCUUCGACAUCGAGAUCCUGAUCAAUGCCUGCGACGUGGCCCAGAGCGGCGAGGUGGAGAGGCUGGUGACCAGCGUCACGCAAAGCUACCCAAGCUACACUCUUCGCGGUUUCAUGCACCUAGCGGCCGUGCUCGACGAUGCAACCUUACCUAAGCUCACACAAAAACACCUGGAGUCUGCCUAUGGUGCGAAGGUCUGGGGCUCACGGCACUUGCACAUGUCUCUGAAAUCCAGAGUUGCCUUGGACUUCAUGGUGCUUUUCUCCUCAACGUCCGCCCUCUUGGGGUCGCCUGGCCAGGGCAAUUAUUCUGCAGCCAACGCUGCCUUGGAUGCUUAUGCGCGGUACUGGAAGGCCAUGUGUGAGCACGUGGUCUCCGUGCAGUGGGGCCCGUGGCGAGAGCUUGGCAUGGCAGCUCAGACCGGAGCUGUGCAGCGCUUGAAGGCGCAAGGUCUCGGCAGCAUUUCAAACACAGCCCCUUGGCCAUUGCAAGCUAUUUGA
Messenger RNA from Symbiodinium necroappetens, 717 nucleotides. Lineage: Eukaryota; Dinophyceae; Suessiales; Symbiodiniaceae. The record is from the annotation of a GenBank genome assembly.